GUCACUCCGCGACAACAGCAUAAACAACGAGCAGCUCUAUUUGUUGAAUACCGCAUUUAAUUAACAGAAUACAGAAAACAAUGGACAGCGUAAGAGAACUUAUACAGUUUUUACAGCCCAACCAACGUCUAGACUUAAAGGCUGUCGCCCUAACGCAUGUACUGAGUCUGACCGGCAGUGCCGAAGGCAAAGAUGCAAUACUCUCGCUUGAUGACUUGCUGAUGGCGAUUUUUGGGUUAACACUCGAUGCGAACGCCACAAUUGCAAAGGAUGCUGUGCUGUGUCUGAUAAAUCUAACGGCUGAGGAAGCAGGGGCCAUUAAAGUCUACGAAUUGACAAAAGAAGUGCAACCUAGCUUCGUCAUUGCGGAUGUUGCCGCCAAGAAGAUUAUCGACGAGCAAGCGGAAUUGGCCGAUGCCUGGAGCAUGGUGCUGAGCAAUUUGACGCGCGUCGAGUCUCUGGUGCAUGGUAUAUUGGAUACUUUAGAGCCCACGCUGUCACAGCUGGCCAAAGCCUUUGCCCAACUCGACUACAACAAGAAAAAGUCAAAACUGCAUUAUUUGGCACCCAUCUUCUGUAAUCUAACACAAGUACAGCGUGGCCGGGAAUUGUGUUGCCAGCCAAAGUAUCGACUGCUUGAGAAGCUGCUUCCAUUUGCAUCCUUUGAGGAGAGUGUUGUGCGACGUGGUGGUACCAUUGGCAUCAUUAAGAAUAUAUGCUUUGAUGCCGUAUACCAUGAUGUGAUAUUGAAUGAUCAGGAUGACAUAUUGGUGGCUAUACUGCAGCCGCUUUGUGGACCAGAGGAGUUCAGUGAUGAAGAGAAUGAGAAAUUGCCCAUUGAACUACAGUACUUGCCCGAAACUAAGACGAGAGAAACGGAUCCGGAUCUGCGUAAAAUGCUGCUAGAGUGUCUGCUGCAACUGUGUGCCACACGUCGUUGUCGCGAAGUGCUGCGCGCUAAAGGCGUCUAUGAAAUACUGCGCGAAUACCACAAAUGGGAAGCCAAGGUGGGACGUGAAAGCGAUUGUGUAUUGGCCUGCGAGAAUGUGGUGGAUAUUCUAAUCAAAAAAGAGGAAGAAAUUGGUUUGGACAACUACAAAAGUGUCGAAGUGCCUACUGAGCACACUGAAAAGUUUAUCCAGGAAGAUGCCGCCUAUGUUAAGACACUUUUAGAUUAAAAAUCCUAUCGUCUCCGCACUGUAAAUAUACGUAGUUUAAGUUGACCAGAGUAAACAACAUCGAUAUUCAGUAUAUGUAUGCAGUUUUUAUUCAGAAAUGUUUAUAGUUUUGUGAGUUGUUGUGUUGUGUUUGUUUAGCACUAAAAAAGAAUGUUGUACGCACGCAUUUAAAUGCAAAAGAAAGAGGUUUUAAUUCAAUUCGAUUAGUUUUAGUAGCUUCGUUUAUCUAGUUAUUCAGUUAUCCAUUUUGCGCUUAAUUGUAAAUAUAAACUUCUUAAGUGCUAAAUACAAAUGUUUAGCAAUUGCAAUUGCCAUGAAACUUUCAAUGUUUUAUACACUUUUUAUUUUUGCUUGGUCGUUCAUUGUAUGUAGUAUUUAUUUAAUUGUAUACUUACGAGUAAGUGAACUGUGUGUAUGUGUGUGUAUGCUGGAGAAUUUGAAUUCUGUAUAAAUCGGUUGCUAGCCAAUCAGGUGCUUUAGUAUGUAUGUUUAAACUUUUAACGGUUGCUUUUGAUUAAAUACUUGUUGUUUAAUUAUUAAUUUUUCUUUUUGUUUUGCAUUGCAAGCAAGCGAUUUCAGCAAAAUUUUGUUAUCUUAUCAAAAACGUGUGCAAACAUGGUUCACUUUUUUGUAUUUGGUUUUCAUUUCUUCUAUUUUUUUACAUAGUUAAUUUUAAUUUGAAUGCAGAAACCAUUGCAAGCUCGCUUCAUCUUCUUCUGAGAGAAAUGAUAACCAUAAUUAAGAACAGAAAGGCAGAUAUAAAAUGUACUAUUUGUAAUAAUAAUUAUCUCUUGAUAUGAUUAUUAUUAACAUUUUUUCUUUAUAAAACGCUAUUGUGUUUUUUGUUCUUCUAAGCUUUGCACAUAGAUUUAGCUUGGUCCUAUUGGUUUUUCAUUAUCAUAUGAGUGUGUAAAAUGUAGUUAGACUUUAUAAUUAAACUUUUAGGCUUAAUGUAACUUUCCAAGUUAAGAACUUAAUUUCGUUUUCAUUUUCGUAUUCGUUUUUUAAUUGCUAUUCCAUUAUUUACCUUCAAUUUGUUAACUUAGAACUGCUUUUCGUACUAAAUUCCUGCAUAA
Molecule: messenger RNA, 2254 nt
Organism: Drosophila sulfurigaster albostrigata
Lineage: Eukaryota; Metazoa; Arthropoda; Insecta; Diptera; Drosophilidae
Product: protein HGH1 homolog
Exons: 5
Coding region: 81-1178 (365 amino acids)
Source: RefSeq, a predicted model, not a curated record